UUAAAAAGAACGUUAUAAACCAAUUAUAACAAAUUGGAACCAUCAUCUUCCGCUAGUUCUGUUUUUUCGUUAAACUACGUUAAACCAUCGAUUAACAAACAUGGCAUCCAUCGCAAUUGUUAGUUCCUUCGUACUCAUGUUUACACUUAUACUUUCCAUUAUUUCUGUCGUAAAUUCUACGGAUAGUUAUUACAUGUCUGCAAGAGUUGAGAGCUGUAGUGGUUGCUCACUUAAUCGACUGCCGGAUGUCAAGCAAUUUAUUUUUGAGGACCUACCACAAUAUGAUAAUGUAGAAUUCAAGCAUAUCCCAGGUGCAAUACCAGAACUUGUAUUGUUCAACAGUCACGAAGAGGAAGUAGAAAGGUUAGUGUUGUCUAAACUGACUCGAGAAGAAUGUAACGAGUUACUAGUCUCCAAAGGCUUUACGAAGAAGUUCAAAGAUAAUAAGGAUGAGAUGUGAAUCUUCUAAUCGGUAUAUAUUAUAAAAAAUAUAUAU
Messenger RNA from Cyphomyrmex costatus, 496 nucleotides. Its product is annotated as selenoprotein M. The transcript has 4 exons. NCBI's taxonomy places the organism in Eukaryota, Metazoa, Arthropoda, Insecta, Hymenoptera, Formicidae. Bases 101 to 460 code for a protein of 119 amino acids. Gene Ontology annotation, molecular function: oxidoreductase activity. Gene Ontology annotation, cellular component: endoplasmic reticulum lumen. The record is from RefSeq and is a predicted model, not a curated record.